Molecule: messenger RNA, 7122 nt
Organism: Lates calcarifer (barramundi perch)
Lineage: Eukaryota; Metazoa; Chordata; Actinopteri; Centropomidae
Exons: 5
Coding region: 321-4625 (1434 amino acids)
Source: RefSeq, a predicted model, not a curated record
GACUACUGAAACUUCAAGGCGGGUGUGUGAGUGUGUGGCGGAGCUCUGCACAUCGGGAUCACAAAUUCAGAGUAUCUUUGUGGAUAUUCAUCACCAGUUUCUCGGACGUUAUAAGGGAUCACGGUCACUCACGUUGGAUUUUUCGCAGUCGUCUGGAGUUUUUUUUUUUUUUUUUGGUUAAGCGGUGAUCCUUAAGAGCGGAUUUGAGGAGUGUUGAGGAAUACGCUAAAUGCGUUAAGGUGGAAUGUGGAGAUUCGACCUGAGAAACAGCUAUCUGAAGUCAUCACUUGAGAGAUUGCUCUCCAUGCAAUGCAAUCUGGAUGUCCACACAAGGAGGAGCCUACCCUGCAUUCCAACACAAGAGUAAUGUUGAUGUUCUUACAUCACAUCAGGACAACAAUGGUAUACCUCUACCAAGGGUUUGCCCUGCAAAUGGAAGACAACUCAACAUGGUAGCCACUCAGGAUCCUGAGGUGCUUAGAGUUGGCUAUGGUUCAGCUCAGAGGCAGCAAGACAAUGCACAAUCAGGACAACAUUUACGGGGACUUCACCACCAACAGAGCUCACAGGCAACCACAGCAAGUUCUGGAUUCCAUGUCUCCGCACAAUAUAGCAGUCAUUGUGAGACAUCUGUUAAUGAAAACUCUGUGAGACAGUCUGUUUGUAAUAGUGGACAACAAAGGGAAUGUUCAAAUCAUAAUUUCCUAAAAGGCUCAAACUUGAACAACAACAGUAGACUGCAUUCAAAUAGUGCAUUUUCUGCUGGUACCAGAUUUGUAGCACUUAAGGGAGACACCUUUGAAAACACAGCACAGAUGUUCCCUUUAGAGGAAGCAUCUUCCUCUGUGCCUGAGGACAAACAGCAGACAUCAAGCCCACUGCUACAUUCCCUACUGAAAGGAAAUUAUCCAGAUUUCAAAUAUUUUAUGACCAACCAACUUCCUUCAUCAGAGGAAACUGAUGCCAACACUGAUUUCAAUACUAGUACUCAUUUUUCAGAUGACAUGCACAGCAAGAGUCAGCAAAUGAAAAGUUCACUAGAUGCUCUAAACUGUGGACAGACCAGAACACAACUUCUAGAUCAUUCAAGAGGAAUUCAUUCCACCCCCCACCAGCAGCAGGUCACUUCUCCCUGUCUCAGCGGUCAGCUGUCCACUGACAAAGCUUCGCUGUUUGGAAAAAGAAAACCACUUACAGAUGACCAAAUACAGGACCGUCUUGUCAAAAAGUUUAUGUCUUUUAUAAAAAUUUUACCUCAGGAAAGAGAAAAGUAUGGACACACACACUCCAGUAAGGGGUGGAGUUUUUGCACUAAUAACAAGGAUUCCACUCUCCAGUCUGACUGCAGCAUGCCAAGGUCCAACAGUGUUGCCCAUCUCCCCAUAACCCCUGCCUCUGACAAAGGAGAGAGACAAGGAUGCGUUGAAAGACAAAGUGUCAGCUGCCCUGCUGCAGUUGGACAAGAACCUCAAGAGGAUAAUCCCAAGGAGAACAAAGCAAAUGCUGAGUUAACUCCCAAGUCUAACACAGAAUAUCCACAAAUUAUGGCGAAAGUUGCUGCCAUUUGCACAAAGAAUGAAGAUGAAAGUCCAGUGGUUCUCAACGCACUGUCAGGAAUGACUUUGGAUGAGCUGACUGAGAAGCACCCCAGUUUAAGGCCCAACUGCAGCUCUUCACAACAAGAAUACAAAUCCUGGGCUGUCAAACAAGUAACAGAGAAAGAGGAAGGAUAUACAGGCCUAAAACCAGUGGAGGCAGUAGGGCUGGACAAUGUGCGAGGUGUGACUACUGUCUCAGAGGAUCUUCAAACCAAGUCAAGUUCUGUGGUAACCGGAAACAAAACAUUUGCGCUCACAUCACUCAGUGAAAAAAAAAAGAAAAACAUGGAUGAAUAUUGUCAUAUUACCUGUCAGGAAGUAAUUGAACAUUCCAAGCUAAAUUCAUCAAAUGAUAAAAUUCAAAUUCAUAAUGUAAUAUCAGUUCCUACAAACCAAUGUGAACAGUUGCAGAACCAAAGUCGUGAAGGUGUGAUGGAGGAUGCAGGUUCUGUGCAUUCACAAAUAGAGUUAAGCCUAGCACUUUCUGAAAACAAAGUCCAACAACCAUCUGUACUACCAGAAAGAGAGGAUAAGGAAGAACACUCACACACAAUUUUGAAAGUUCCCCAAUAUGAAGACAUUUCAGAUGAUGAAGACAAGUCACAGUUCUUGACAAACCUCCCAAACACAGAACAUGAGGAAUUACGCUUCCCACCAUGUAUUGAGGAGUUUCAGUAUGAAGAUAUAAGUAAUGAUGAAAAUCCACAGAUUGAGACUUCGCUUAUACAGGUAUCUGAACCCAACAAUAAGCAGCCACCAUCUGAAAAUGAAGACUGUGAACAUGUACAGGAUCAGGCUCAAAACAUUUCAGAUGAGAGACUUGCUCCAAAAAAGAAGGUUUUGCCAAAGACAGGAACACUGGAUAUAUCACAAGAUUGCUCUUGUCCAUGUUUUGGUGAAACUGAUGGUUUUGAACGUCUGUUUCCUGAAUAUCACAGUGAGAGACAUCUGGAAUGGCAAACAAACCUCUCAGAUAGUCCUUCCUCUGUUUUUAAAGAUGGAGAUGAGACUGAUGAUCAGAUGGAUGAUGACUGGAUAGUCAUACCUGUGAACAUGACAGACCUUACAUAUGAAACAGAAGAUGAAGACCAAGACGUCCGAGAGAACGUUGUGCUAGAUGAUGGAGAAACUGGAGACAAAGAAAGACAGGGUGACACAAAUCCAACACACUCUGAGUUCCAUUGUCCAGCUCCAAACCCAGUACCAGCUUCUUCGUCUUCCCACAUAGAGGUGUUCGACACAGUUCAGAGUUUUCUACAAGCAAAAGCUGGGAGAAGUUUUGAGGUGGUAUCAGCCAAGAACACUCCUGAACAUGACAAGGACUGUGAACCACAUACACCUCAGAACAGGAGAGAAUCGUACUCUGAUUCUGAAGAUAGCUGUGAAACUGAAGACAGUUGUGAUUACUCAUCUGCAUCAGAACACAACUAUUUGACAGUGUCCAGGCAGUUGUUAAAAGAGAGGUCAGUGUCUCAGAUGCAUGAUUCUGUGUCUGAAAAAGACUGUGAACAUGAUGAGGCUACAAAUGUGCAAGAAGGUCAAACACAGAGCUUGGACAAGUUGAGUCAUAUGCAGAAACUUAGACAGCUGAUUGAAGCAAAGGUUGACUCAAAGCGUGCCCAACCCAAGGCCAACAAGCAAAAUACUUCAAAAAAAGAAAAUGAAGAUAUAAUAAUAAUACAUGAUUCUGACACGGAGGAUGAAAGUGACCUAAAGUGCGAAAAGAAGUCAAAAAGGAAGGCAUUCUCCUCACACUCCGUGAACUGUAGAGAUGCCUCAUGGGAUCAACAAAGAGGACAUCCACCUGAAACUGUGGACAGUCAGUGUGGAACUUUGAAACAAAAGUUUAAAAAAAACAGAUGGCCAUCUGAAGGCUCUCCAGCUCCACAGUGUCAAUCUAAACUUCAUCAGACACAGGUUAAAGAAGUGAUACAGGAUUCAUGCUCUGACUUGACUGUCAGUAUUAAAAAGAGUGGACAGUUGAUUAAAACUAAAAGUGGCUCUGAACAUUUUCAACAAAAGAAAAGCAGACAAACAACCUCAAAAAGAAGAUUUGUUUGCCCGGAUUCUGAUAAGGUGGUUAAAGAGAGAACACGCUCAUCAGUUUCAAAAGACAGUGGCAGUGCCUUAUUUGCUAUACAAAACAAAACUUCAACUGAAACUGUGAACAGUCUUUGUGGUACUGCUGAAGGAGAGCCUCAAAAAACGUUUGCACUUUUACUUGAAGACUCACCAGAGAGGCGGCCUCGGUCUGUGUACAAGGAAGCAGAGUCCAAUUUAGGUCCUAAUCCUGUGAUUCAUCGCCUUUUUGUUAAGAAGUCGUCUCAACCCAGCAAUUACUUGAAAUUUUUAAAAGAAUCUGAAGUCCACAGUCAAGGCAAAAACGAAGCUCUGGCUCCAAAGACCCCUAAAGCAACCAGCAAGAAGGCAAACUCCUGUGACAAGAAAACACUGCAUUUGCACAGAGAUGAACAAGGAAGAUUUGUGUCCAAACCAGAACCUGCAAAUGAUAGACUGUCUGCAAGAAAAAAUAAGGUUCAAGCCAGCGUAACAAGACCCAAACCGGUUGCUAGACAACUUUCAUUACCUAGUCAGGAGGGCUCAUCCAUCUCCACCAGUAGCUUGACUUCCACAAGUGGACAACUUUCUGAAGCUAGACAAAGCUCAACCUCCUCAAGAGGUUUGCCACAGUCUGGUAAUACCACUGCCUUCUCUGGUCUUUCUAAAACUAUGCAGUGCACACCUGUUCCAAGACAACGUUUGUCUUCAUCCAAACUAAAGCGUUCUCACUCUUAUAGCAGCCCCUCAACAUCAGAUCACCCCCACACUCCUACAAAAGUCCCAUCACCCCGUACAACCAUGCAACCAUCAGCAACAAAAAGAGUGACCAACGAUUGGCAGAAGAGCUAUUUUCCAACUAGGUGGGACAGAAAAAUAGGAAUGGGCAUGGGAAUUGAAGAGGCUUUGAGAACCACAAAUUAUGAGUCCAAAGAGGGAAGCAAUGCCAGAGUACAGGCCAGGACCUAGUCAUUAUGACAGGGCACCAAGACGAAGGCAUGACUCCCACGAGUCUGAAACUCCCCUGAUGAAGAGAAGCAAGUUUGAAGCCAUACAGAGGACAAAGGCGAGAAAUCAAAACACCCCAACAAAACAAAGAUGCUGCGUGGGUGUAGGUUACAAGUGGUCAGAGAAGCCAACUGCAAAAGGUUCCAAGAAGUGUAGACCUCCUCGAAGACCCCACCAGUGACAAAAGUGCCACUAUCUACAACUUAUCCCUCCAAGGGACAGGUUGUUCAUCACUGUUAUUGUAAAUUGUAAAUGAUUCUAUCUUUUAUUUUCCAAAGCAUUUCUGUACAUUACAAUCACAGACUCUGUUAUCCUGCAUUACAAAAUUGAACUCUAUUUUCUGUAUUUUACCUGUUUGUGUGUGUGAGUGUGCAUGUGUGAGCGUAUGUAAUACAAACAGAUGUUCUUUUUACCAGCUACCUCAAAACAAUCUCCACGUAGUGACAUGUUUUUGCUCUGAAUACUGUCUGAACUUGAAAUGUUUCAAAUGUUUUAAUCCUUUUUUCCCUCAUAUACAUAGAGAGAGGGACAUAGAUAUAUCAUCAUAUUCUUUCCCCCUUUUUUAAGUUGACAUUGUUUUUGUACUUUGAAACCUCAACUGCGAUUACACUAUUUCCAAGGGCAAUGUUGUAUAUACUUUUUUUUUUUUUUUUUUACUGUUAAUGUCAUAAAUCUCUUCAUUGGCUCCAUUUCUGUUUGGCUCAUGUGGACUUCUGUUUCACCACUAGAGAGAGACAUUCGUUGUUGCGUGCACUUGAAGCUGAUCUCACACCAAUGCUGUUAUUUAUUUCAUAUAGUGUGAUCUGUCAGAUUCUGCCAUCUGAUUAGAAAACAGGAGUGGUCACUGUGAUUACAUGUAAAAUUGACAGCUGUAUAAUUGUGGCUCCAUAGCACUGAAAUAGUGUCAAACAUUUAAAGAGCCAUGACAGCACAAACUGGUUAUCACUGGUUUCACUGGUUAUGAGUGAAGCCCUGGUGCCUGUUAAUAUUUGGUCGAUCCAUCAGUCUUAUUUUCAGUAGUUGGCCAUCUAGCAUCACAGCAAGGGAUGAAUUAUGUUGUAAUUGCUGCAAUAUAUGAUGAUGAAACAAAAGUAAAUCUAGUAACUAGUUAUAUGUUGAUAUGGAAUUCAUGCAAAACUUGGUAGAGUUUUGAUUGACUAUAGACAUGUUUUUGUUAGUCACAAAACCUGAUCUCAUUUUUUUUUUUCCCAAAAUAUUUUCAUAAUGUGAGUUCUGCAGCCAAACAUCUUUUUAAUUAUUUAUUUUUUGGGGGAGUGGCUUUUUGCCUUUAUUUGAAUAGGACACUAUAGAGAGACAGGAAACGGAGAGAGAGAGUAGGGGAAUGACACGAUCGAUUCAGGGACCAGCUGCUCAGGGCACUAAGGCCUAUGUGGUACACGCCCAAACGGGGCGCCCCCAGCCAAACUUGAGCUAUUAUGCAGAGAGAGGCAGCAAAAAUCAAACCACUUAACUAUUGGCAUUCAUAACAAUGGAGUCAUAAUAAUGGGAAGUACUGCAUUGGUUGCCUAAACUGUAUCGAGUGGUUAUUAACAGUGAAAUUUUAUCUGGAUUAAAGAGUAAAUGUUGUUAAAACUGACCAAAGGCCAUUAGAAAUCAUCCCUGAAUUAGUACAUGCCACACAUACACACACAUAUACAUACACAUACACUCAUGCAGUAUGAUAUCAUGUGUGUGCACUGGCUACUUAGACUUAAUAAUAACCCUCAAACAUUUUGAGUUUGCUACACAGGAAUCAUCUGCUAAUGUAAAUAAUACCUCACAAAAAAAGAGCUCAGGAAAUCUGAGCAUGAAAUGUGGACUAAUGAAACUAAGGUUGAACUGUUUUGGAAGAAAGCUGCAAAAGGGCAGUGCAUGCCCACAUGAAAACAUCAUCCCUGCGGUACAGAAGAGUACAGAAGGGGGAGCAUCAUGAUUUGGGGCUGCCUUGCUACCCCUGGACAGCUUUCUAAGUCUAUCAAGAUAUGUUACAUUACAGGAUAAUGUCAGGAAGCCUGUUCACCAGCUGAAGAUCAGGAGAAGCUGGGUGAUGCAACAGGACAAUGACCCUAAACAUCAACGUAAAUCUGCUGCAUAAUGACUUCAAACAGAGAAAAUCCACCUUUGGAAGUUCCCAGUCAGAGCUCAGACCUUAACCCAAGGGAGAUGCUGAGGAGUGACCUCAAGACAGCUGUUGACACCAGGCAUCCCUGCAACUAUGGCUGAGCUGAACAUUGUGCAGGUUUGAUCUGCAGUGACAGGAAGUACUUGUUUGAGGCUACUGCUGCCAAUGGAGGCUUGUUUAGUUAUUGAAUCUGAGAGUACACUUACAUUCAAACAUUUCAUAUCAGAUUGACAACCUUGACUUUUAGUUCAUAAAACACAUGUUCUGAAUUGUUUCCCAGGGUUCAGCGUCUAAAAGAAUUGUGCUGCUCCUCUAAACUGGUUCUACAACAAAUGU